Molecule: messenger RNA, 792 nt
Organism: Cetraspora pellucida
Lineage: Eukaryota; Fungi; Glomeromycota; Glomeromycetes; Diversisporales; Gigasporaceae
Source: the annotation of a GenBank genome assembly
AUGUUAUAUUUACCAAAUAGUAAUCCAAAUAAAAGCAAUAACCAAUGUGAUGAAAGUUGGACCAGUAACAUAGAACAAAAAGAAAAAUCAGUUGGUAAAGACAAACAAAAAGCUACUUCUUUUAUAAGUGAAAACAACAAGAUAAAAAACAGCAAGACACAUGCAGAAAACACAACUAGUAUUCCUAUUCCAAAACAUAAUUCACCUUUAAUAGAAGCUAAUCACAAGGACACAAAUAAUGAAACAUCUGCUGCAAACUAUGAUCAAGAUAUAACAAUAGAACUAUUAGACUGCAACAAAGAGAACAAAACUAAAAAGAAAGAAUUUAUUUUGUCAUUUCAAAAAAAAACAACCUAUGACCAAGAUAUAACAAUGAAACCAUUAGACUGCAACAAAGAGAACAAAACUGAAGAAAAAGAAUUUAUUUUGGUCAUUUCAAAAAAGAACAACCAAAAAGAAAACAAGAAGAAAACCCUUACAACAAAAGCUAAUCACAAGGACACAAAUAAUGAAACAUCUGCUGCAAACUAUGAUCAAGAUAUAACAAUAGAACUAUUAGACUGCAACAAAGAAAACAAAACUAAAAAGAAAGAAUUUAUUUUGUUAUUUCAAAAAAGAACAACCUAUGACCAAGAUAUAACAAUGGAACCAUUAGACUGCAACAAAGAGAACAAAACUGAAGAGAAAGAAUUUAUUUUAGUCACUUCAAAAAAGAACAGCCAAAAAGAAAACAAGAAGAAAACCCUUACAACAAGUGAGAAAAGUAAUAAGAGUAGGACAGAAAAUGUCUGA